Messenger RNA from Cynara cardunculus var. scolymus (artichoke), 2009 nucleotides. RefSeq lists its product as uncharacterized. Gene Ontology annotation, molecular function: cyclase activity. The record is from RefSeq and is a predicted model, not a curated record. Gene Ontology annotation, biological process: sesquiterpene biosynthetic process. Bases 203 to 1843 code for a protein of 546 amino acids. The transcript has 2 exons. NCBI's taxonomy places the organism in Eukaryota, Viridiplantae, Streptophyta, Magnoliopsida, Asterales, Asteraceae.
GUUUUCUUUUCAACUUUGCGAUCAUCAUUUCGUAUAAGUUAUCAUUUUUUCACUCGGUCAAUGGUAUGAUGAAGGUGAAAACAUGAACUCCAAGUAAUCUUCUCCUACAGGGUGCUGCCACAGUUGAUCUUUAUACCGAAGAAACUUGGAUAUCAACUGUAUUUCAGCAUUUAAAAGGUUAAAAUAUUGAGAUCGCUACAUAAUGAUAUCAAGUGAUAAAGACGGAGUUGAAGAUGAAAAAUCUAAUGGAUAUAGAGCCAAAACCUUUGUUCCUCUACACAUAAAACCCCCUCAGAAGGGACUUCUCAGUGACGAGGAUAACCAAAAUCAAGUUGAUGGAAAUCAUAAUACUCUGAAUGAAAAAAUGUCGAGCUUUUUUGGAUUUGGUAAGCUAGACUCCCCAUCUAUAAAAUUCCAGCGGCUUGCCAAGGAGAGGGAUGUGUUCUCGCGCAGCAUCCCUUCCUGCACUGAUAAUACCAUUCGAGGAAGCUUAUGUAGGGUCUUCUCUAGGAAAAUUGAUUGGGGGUCCCUUCGAAACAUGGCUAAAGAAUGGAUAAAGAAUCCAAUGAAUAUGGUUCUCUUGGUCUGGAUUAUUUGUGUUGCUGUCUCUGGAGCAAUUCUCUUCCUUGUGAUGACUGGUAUGUUGAACAAUGCCCUUCCAAGAAAAUCCCAGAGAAAUGCUUGGUUCGAAGUCAACAACCAGAUCCUCAAUGCACUAUUUACGCUCAUGUGUUUGUAUCAGCACCCUCAUCGGCUUUAUCACCUUGUACUGCUCUUGAGAUGGAGAUCAGAAGAUAUUUCCAAGUUGAGAAAAGUAUAUUGCAAAAAUGGAAGUUAUAAACCUCAUGAAUGGGCACACAUGCUGGUAGUUAUUUUGCUGCUUAACAUUAAUUGUUUUGCACAGUAUGCUUUAUGUGGUCUCAAUGUAGGAUACAAGAGAUCAGAGAGGCCGGCAAUUGGGGUCGCGUUAACUAUUUCUGUGGCAAUUGGUGCACCUGCCAUUGCUGGUGUUUACACUGUUGUUAGCCCCCUCGGGAAGGACUAUGAUAUCACUUCUGAUGAAGAAGCCCAAUUAAAAAAAUAUAGUCCUGAGAGCAGUAGUGGACCAAGACAAAAAAGAGUUGAAUCAUUUGAAAGGCGAUUCACAUUUGCAUCAAAAGAUGAGGCAAAAACUAGGCAAAGUAGUCCAAAAUGGAGUGGAGGUAUAUUUGAUUUUUGGGAGGAUAUCUCUUUAGCCUAUCUGUCAUUAUUUUGUAGUUUUUGUGUUUUCGGGUGGAAUAUGGAGAGACUCGGGUUUGGAAACAUGUAUGUCCAUAUCGCAACGUUUCUUCUCUUCUGUUUGGCACCAUUUUGGAUUUUUAAUUUGGCUGCCAUCAAUAUUGACAAUGAGACCGUGAGGGAGGCAUUGGGCAUUACAGGGAUAUUUCUGUGUGUAUUUGGUUUACUUUAUGGUGGCUUUUGGAGGAUUCAGAUGAGGAAGAGAUUCAAUUUGCCCCCAUCUUAUUUCUGUUGUGGCAACCCUGCUGUUACCGAUUGUGCAUUAUGGCUAUGCUGCUGUUGGUGUUCCCUUGCUCAGGAGGUCCGCACUGGAAACUUUUAUGAUAUUGUGGAGGACAAGUUUUACAAAAAACCAGAGGCUAUACCACCUUUGCCUCGAGAAGGAGAACACUCAAGUUUCCGAUCUAGCCCUAGUCCUAACAGGUUUACGAAGGAAUAUCAAAGCCCGAUCAGGCAGCUACCAAUGGUGGAAGAAGGUUCUUCUUCAAGAGGUAAUGAUGCAACUCUGGAACCACCUGUUCCGUCCUCUAUAUGUAGAGAUGCAGUUCAGACAAAUUUAGUAUAAAUGCCACUAUGAUUUGAGGUUUGAAAUUGCAAGGACUAGCCCUUGUGUGUUUUUUGAGCAUUUUCAUAUUCUUUGCUGCUCCAUCUGUAAGUUAUUACCAUUUCCUCUUAUGAAAUACAUUUAAGUCCUACAUUUGUAUAUAUGAUUGUUUUGAAUUCAUUUUCAA